This is a messenger RNA of Lottia gigantea (owl limpet), 510 nucleotides long. RefSeq lists its product as hypothetical. The coding region runs from base 1 to 510 and encodes 169 amino acids. NCBI's taxonomy places the organism in Eukaryota, Metazoa, Mollusca, Gastropoda, Lottiidae. The transcript has 4 exons. The record is from RefSeq and is a predicted model, not a curated record.
AUGGCGGCAGUAGACAAAUGUCCUGCACCAAAGAAACGUGCCAUUGAACCAGAAGUAAGAGCUUCAUUAAGCAGUGAAAGUGAGGAUUACUCACCACCAAAUGAGUCUGAUUGGGAUGAGUCCAGUAGUCCUAGUCAUGUAUCUGUCAGCUGUUGCUCAUCAGAGGAAAGCGAUGUUUUUCCCCAAUAUCUCAAACUUCUAACAAAAUUAAGUGAUUUUGUGAAUCGUGAAAAAGGAAUUUCACCGCAACAUUUAGUUGGAGAGCGAACAAACUUUGGAAUGAAAUUGCUAGAAGAACAAGAGGUGGUAACCGUGCGUGGAGAUGGGGAGUUUGAUUUUCUUCAAGGUAAUGGAGUUAUACGUGCCUGCGAUGCCUUAGCUAACUGUUGUCAGAAUGCUGCCUUGGAACGUCCUGAACUAUUAACUAGCACAAGUCUACGCAAGUAUAUGGCAACAAUAACGCAGACUUUUACCUCUUCCGAGAGUGAAUGUGGAACAAUUUAUAAUUAA